Poecilia latipinna (sailfin molly) is the source of this 2711-nucleotide messenger RNA. It is a transcript of the gene dhx32b, whose product is annotated as DEAH (Asp-Glu-Ala-His) box polypeptide 32b. Gene Ontology annotation, cellular component: intracellular anatomical structure; spliceosomal complex. Bases 22 to 2355 code for a protein of 777 amino acids. The transcript has 11 exons. The record is from RefSeq and is a predicted model, not a curated record. Gene Ontology annotation, molecular function: helicase activity; RNA binding. NCBI's taxonomy places the organism in Eukaryota, Metazoa, Chordata, Actinopteri, Cyprinodontiformes, Poeciliidae.
UUCUGUGGGAUUAUCGGCCACAUGACAGUGCUGGGCUGGGCUCCCACUGAGCCUUUCACUUGGCUUCACUUGCAGAGGGGGUCUCUGUUGCCGUCUAGCAGGGUGCCGAGAGCCGGGGACCUCUCCAAGCCAAAUCUGCGCGGACCUGGACAUGAGGUGGUGGUGAGGAAAACUGAAAACUCAAGUGAGAUGGAGCCACACAUGCUGAGUUUGAGUGGAGAAUACUGCGUCGAGGGGAAGUCCCCGUGUUGUUUGGACUCUGAGACUUUGAGUCAGGGAGACAAAGAAUACGAUGAUAUCCUGGAGCUUAAUCAGUUUGAUGGACUUCCUUACUCGUCAAGGUUUUACAAACUGCUAAAAGAAAGGAAAGAGCUGCCGGUGUGGAGGGCAAAGGAUGAAUUUAUGGACUCUUUGACCAAAGGACAGUUUGUGGUUCUUAGUGGCUUUGCCAAGACUGGAAGAAGCUCUCAAAUUCCUCAGUGGUGUGCUGAGUUCUGCCUCUCGGUCCGGUUCCAGCACGGGAUGGUGGUGUGCACCCAGAUUCAUCCACAGCAGGCGGUUGAUCUCGCUCUGAGAGUGGCCGAUGAGAUGGACAUCAACAUCGGCCACGAGGUCGGGUACACCAUCCCUUUGGAAACUUGCUGCACCAGUGAAACUUUCCUCAGGUAUUGCACAGAUGAUAUGCUGCUGAGGGAAAUGAUGUCAGACCCUUUGCUUGAGCGUUACGGUGUGGUGAUCAUAGACCAGGCCCACCAGAGGACCGUUGCUACCGAUGUGCUUUUGGGUCUGCUGAAAGAGGUCGCCCUGCAGAGGCCAGAGCUCCGCGUGGUCCUCCUGUCUGCGACCAAACCGGACCCCAAGCAGCUGAACCUCUUCACUGGGUCAGCACUGCCAGCCAUCCACCUGGAGGCCCCAGAGGUUGGGGAGGUGGCGUACAGCAGCACGGGCGACAGCUACUUCUGCUCUGCUCUCCGUCUCGUGCUGGAGAUCCAUCGCUCCAAGGAGCCGGGGGAUGUGGUUGUGUUUCUGGUGACGAUGCAGGAAAUAGAUCUGGCCCAUGACAUCCUGUGUCAUGAAAAGCGAGGCUUGCCACCUGGUCUGGGUGAACUGCUGCCCAUAGCUGUACAUCCUGACCAACCUGGGAGUCUACCAACAUUUGGGGAGGAGGCGGGUCAGACCAGACGAGUGUUCCUCACAAGCAGUCCAAAUGAGGACUUUUUCUGGGCUUAUAGCUCAAUUAACUUCGUUAUUGAUGCUGGAGUGGAAAAAAGAUUUGUUUACAACCCGAGAAUCAGAACAAACUCUGUCAUCAUCCAGCCAAUCAGCUCAGGUCAAAGCGAGUGCCGCAAACAGCUGGCUGGUCCAACAGGCAAGUGUUUUCGUCUUUACCCGAAAGAGAGACAGCUUCCUGCGAAGAUUCGUCCCCGUAUUAUGGAGUCUGACAUCACCUCCACCGUGCUGUUCCUAAAGAGGAUGGAGAUCGCCGGGCUGGGUCACUGUCACUUUAUCGACAGGCCAGACCCCGGAGGCCUGAUGCAGGCACUGGAGGAGCUGGACUACCUGGCUGCUCUGGAUAACGACGGGAACCUUUCUGAGAUGGGCAUCAUCAUGUCUGAGUUCCCACUGGAGCCUCAAAUGGCCAAGACUGUGCUGGCCUCCUCGCCCUCUUGCUUCACGGUUCCAGCUGUGGAGCUGAAGCCAGAGGCAGCCCAGUGCCUCAUGAAGUUCCAGCACCCGGAGGGAGACCACUUCACCCUCAUCAACAUCUUCAAGGCUUUCAAACAGUGUCAGCAGGACGAAUACUGCGACGAGGAGAAGUGGUGUCAGGACUUCUUCUUUAGCCACAGCGCCCUGCUGACGGCCGACGCUCUUCGAACCGAGCUCACCGACACGCUGAGGAGAAUCGAGCUGCCCGUCUCAGCGCCCGCCUUUGGCUGCCGGGGCAACACGGUCAACAUCAAGAGAGCCCUGCUCGCAGGGUUUUUCAUGCAGGUGGCUCGGGAUGUUGAUGGAUCGGGGAACUAUUUCAUUCUGACUCAUAAACACGUGGCACAGAUCCAUCCGAUGUCUGGAUAUGGAGCCAAGAGCCCCAAGCUGGGCCUGCCGGAGUGGGUGCUCUUCCACCAGCACACGUUCUCGGAGGACAACUGCCUCCGCACCGUCACCCACAUAACGCCAGAGGAGUUCGUUCAAAUGAUGCCACAGUACUUUUUCUACAACUUGCCAUCGAGUGAGAGCAAAGACCUCCUGCAGAAUAUCCUGAGCCGCGGAGCAUCUCAGGACGAGGAGAACAAGCGCUCGUCAAGCGAGGAGCCCCAGGAUGACCGGACGUCUGACCGCUGCGUCGUACAGUGACUGUCAGACCCGCCGCUUCCAGUCAUGGCUGGACAAACUAGCUUGUCUUCACUUCUAGCAUCGACACCAUCUGGAUAGCUGAGCUGUUGUCACAAUGUCCUUGAUUUCUAUUUCUAUCAAUCACUUUUCCCUCCAUGUGUGCCCCUCCUCCUUUUCUUUAUCAGUCAGUGUUUUAUUUUAAAUAGUAAUGUACAGUGCACUAACAUAAAAAUAAAAUAUUUAACAUAUAUGGCAUUAUUGCUCAGUACAAAUUUGAUAUUUGCAUACAUUUGUUAUAAUUUUAAGACUAAAGACCCACUUGAGUCAUUGUUUUUACUGGGUGGAACGACAAUACAGUUAUUAAAAAGUACAAUUUG